UGCUAUUCUUCCGUUUCGCGGAAAUCGGAACUUUUGUACAGGAGAUCGAUGUUUCCGGCGGAGCCAAUUAUGGUUGCAAAUCGCCGUAACGUCGUAUUCAGCAUUUACGGCACGCAGUAUGAGUACAAGUUUGCGGUAUUUCUUAUUUCUGUGUGUGAUUUGGGAGUCAGCACGUGGAGAAACAUACAAAAACUGAACACGAGUUUCUGGAGCAGCAUGCGCUGUAUUUGAGUUGGGAAGGAGAACAAAGCCCGGUCUUAUGUAAAAAUUAUAAAUCAAGAAGAGGUGGACAAAUGUGCUUGUCAAAUGACAUUUUAAUUGUUCGUUUCAGUUUUGAAUUGUACAUAUAUUGUACAGUUAAACCCAUUGUAUUUCUCUCGUAAAUUGCACCGAUAAUAUGUCAGUAAAUCAAGAGAGUCAAAUUCCAUCCAUCCGUCCAUCCAUCUUCCAUGAGGGCUUAUCCAACACGGACCGUGAAGAGCAUCUCAGGAUGCACAAUGCAGGAGUCGUAUUCCAUAGAAUGAUUUUUAAAAAAUCAUAACAUUAAUGUUUAUAACAGACAGUAACAGCUCUGACAUCAGUCAUCCAAUUGAACGUAGCAUGUUAACCUUUACACAACAUCAAAAUGUAUAAUCUUAUUUGGAGCGUUUAUGCAUUGUUAUGCUUACUUAAAUAUCUUUUUGAUUUGAUGGCACAAUGCUGUAAAAAAAAAAAAAAAAAAAAAAUAGACUGAAGUCAACGGAGCAGGUGAACCGGGCCCUAGCGGAGGCCUCCACGUUAGUGGCAGCGGGCCGGUCAUGUGACCGCAGCUUGAUCACGUGAGAAUGUGAGUCAGCAGCAUGGAAGUUGUCAUGCCUGAAAACGGCAUCUGAUGCACCGAGACGUUGCCUCGAGUGGGUUUGUACGGCUGGCUCGCUAGCCGGCUCGCUGAUUCCCCUUCCGUACAGUGGUGUGUUACGCUGCAUCUUAAUAUCGAGGGUGAAGCGCAAAGCGAUGGAGUGGCUGGUCGGCGAGGGUUCUGUGUUUCCCGAGGAGGACGUGAGCCGCGGCGCCCGAAGCCCCGCACCCUCUGUAUCAGCAGCCGAGCGCGGACAGCAUGGCCUCGCUGUGCCGGAGCCAGCAGCAGUGCGUCAAGGCCUCCAUCGUGUCCGGCUGGCAGCUGGCGGAGGCGCAGGACCAGCUGUGCGGCCUGGAGCUGCACGGCUCCGAGUCGGCGGAGCAAGAACACGCCCGCGCCCAGGCAGGAUCCGCCGAGCUCUUCCAGACGGAGCGCGAGUGGCGGCGUAAGGAGCGCAUGCUGGGCGGCGGUGACCUCAGCCGGAGCCCCGUGUUGGACCCGGACUGCAGUCGGGACGUUUUUAACAAGAGUAUUAUUAAUGUUCAGAGUAGGACUAUGGAGAUGGAAAAUGACAGGAGUAAAACCUUCGUUCAGAAGUACGACCAGCAGCUUAGACACUUUGGAAUGCUGAGAAGGUGGGACGACAGCCAGCACUUCCUCUCAGAUCACUCCCACAUCAUCUGCGAGGAGACGGCCAACUUCCUGAUCCUGUGGUGUUUCCGGCUACAGGCCGAGGAGAAAGAGGCCCUGAUGGAGCAGGUAGCUCACCAGGCGGUCGUCAUGCAGUUCAUCCUGGAAAUGGCCCACACCUCUCAGAGGGACCCCCGAGGCUGUUUCCGGCAGUUCUUCCAGAAGGCCAAGGCAGGGCAGGAGGGCUAUUUGGAUGUCUUCCAGAAAGAGCUGGAGGCCUUCAGGCAGCGGGUGAAGGAGUUCACACUGAACAGCAAAGGGGAGACGCAGAGAGCCCCCGGCUGCUGCCGUUUGGACCCCAAAGAAGUCCUGGAAUCGCUGCCCCCUGACCUAAAGGCAGGACUGCAGAUGCAGGAUAUGCAGACUCUGCAGAAUGUCCUUCGCAACAUGAAUCCACAGGUGGCAGAGUAUCAUGUAAAACGCUGUUUGGAGGCCGGACUGUGGAACCACGCGAUGAGGGGAGCGAAAGAGGAGGCCAGCGACACGGAGGAGCCGCGGACAAUGGAGAUCUCGUAGAAGCGAGGGGGCCUAAGUUAGGGGGGUCAGGGGGUGGGAAUGAAAGGGCUGAGACCCAAACAGAGAUUAUUUUUGUAUGCAGAAACUGCGUUUGAAUGUGUGCUGCACUUUAUAUAUGUUCGGAAAGAAUAAACAAACAACUCUUUCGGAGUACUUAUUGUUUUAUUUUCCUGUGUUUUUGUUUUGUUGGCUUUUUUUGGGCUUAUAGGAACAAAACAAGCUCUGGAGUUUUAGAUUUUGCCCUUUCAGUAGUGCUGCGAUCAUGACCUCUGUAUCAGCUGUAGCAUUAGCAACUGAAGAACUUAGGAGGUUAGAAAUUCUAUUACUCUUUGCUUUGAUUUUUCUUGUUUCCUUUUUUAACUGGGAUAAUUUAAUUUUUAGAUUUCUGUUUUAAGUAGUCCGGUUUUAAAGAGGCCCUCGCUGGUGGCCCAGGGAAUCCCUUGUGUAUGAGAGAACUUCAUCUGAUAUAUCAAUCUGGGGAAUUGCUUCUACUCCAAUAAGGUUUCAGAAUGGUUUGCUGUCUGAGGCUAAUUAAAAAAAUAAAUUAAAAAAACUCUCAAAGUACGGCUAGCAUUGUGGGUACUUAGUGUUGUGCAUUGCAUUGCUAUGCUGACUCAAAACCUAUGCAAACUUCUCAUGCGCAUCGACUUGUAGUUCUGAAGUUUCUACUGCCCUGUUUCUCGCGCCAUCCUGUCAUACCUGGGGGGAGGGGCGGUAGAGCUCGUGGUUACCAUGACGACAGGACAAAAGCUGCAGCGUCUUGCAUUCUGAUGUGCUGUAUGGUUGCUACACAAAAAAAAAGCUUUGUGAUGAAGCAAACUGCAUGCUGAUACUGACCAAUAAAGCGACGUUUUUAGUAACAAUG
Molecule: messenger RNA, 2909 nt
Organism: Brienomyrus brachyistius
Lineage: Eukaryota; Metazoa; Chordata; Actinopteri; Osteoglossiformes; Mormyridae
Gene: cdc37l1
Product: cell division cycle 37-like 1
Biological process (GO): protein stabilization; protein folding
Cellular component (GO): cytoplasm
Molecular function (GO): heat shock protein binding; protein-folding chaperone binding
Source: RefSeq, a predicted model, not a curated record